AAGUCAGGGGCAGCACUGCGCAUGCGUACAAUCCUUCUGGAAUAUUUCCUCACGUGGAGCGGCUUCCCUGCAGUGUGUCAGAUCCACGCUCACGCAGAAACCGGGGUGCAGAUCCACGGCGGCUCGUAGACCUCUUUUACAUCCAGACAUGGUAAGAAAAUCAAGAAAAUAUAACCUGUAAAAAUUUGUUUAUAGAGCAGCAGCAGAACCGUUUUAGUGCAGAGUUACCUUUAGCUGCCGGUUGCUAAUUUCACGUAAGCUUCCUUUAAUUCACAAGGUCAAACAGCUGAGUGAGGAGCAGAGUGAAAAUGAAGCACGUGCUACAAAGCAUGUGCGUGUUUAGUUUGUGGUUUAUAAAAGAAAACGGAAGAAAAUACAGCAGCAUUUAUUUGUAACAGACACGAAGAUGCGGCUCUAAACGGCCUGUCAGUUGACACAGUAACACAUAUUCGAGCUUUCCGCUUUAGUUUGAGUGUUUAGGAUAACAAAUAACAUCUAAGAUCUUAGAAUUUGUUGAAUAACGUUACCUAAAAAAUACACGGAUGGUGACAUUAAUCCUUAUAGCGGACACACGUGCUUAAAUGAAGUGACAGCAUCGCCUUACACAUCCUGGCUUACUAUUAUUUCAACCACUUUGGGGCAGAUAUGCUUUUUAAAAACGCAACCUGCAAACAAGAUUGAUUUCUUCUUCAUCAAUGCAUGCCCUUGAUCAGUGAAAGAAACGCACACACGUUUGAAUGAGUUCCGGGUUCCGCUACGUAGACUCUGACGUCAGAACGUCCUGAGGUCUCAUCAGGGGUCCCAUAACUUCAUUCGUACUCACUUAAAUAAUACCAAUUUUACAUGGAUUUUGCAUUCGCAGUGAUGAUUAUAAGUAUAAUAAAUGGUCUCAUCCAGGUUAUAUCUUGCAACUUACAUUAUUGUAUAUUAUCUCCUUAUUUUGACUUAUUUUACUUACUUUAUCUAUGUAUCUCCUUAUUUUAACUUAUUUUACUUACUUUAUCUAUUAAUCUCUUUAUUUUUUACUUUUUUUAUCUAUUAUGUAUCUCCUCUUUCGACUUUAUUUGCACUGGAGUUACUGUAACCACCAGGGGAUUAUUAAAGUAUUUCUGAUUCUGAGUCUUAAACUGCUUUGACACACAAAAUAUGUGAAAUGUCUUGUAAGACUUGUGACUGUGACUGCGACUGGUAAUAUAGAAAGCAGGAAUGGAACACUAGAAUAUUCUAGGACUUGGUAUAAUUGCCAGGUAUUAUUUGAGAUUGCAACAAGCGUAGCUGGAAGACAAGAGGGAGUCAUGAAGGUUAUGGAGGACUCAGACCACACAAAGUAUAGCUCCUAAACUGUCAUCUCUGUUAUUUUGUAGUUGUCUUAAAAUAAUUGCCACAAUGUUAGUUGUGAGAUCUGUACAGAGCCACCGAAGGCCCAAUAGGUGGAAUGUUUUAUCUGCUCACAAAAUAUUGACAGGAAACAAAUGAUGCACACUAUAAAAUAACAUUGAUGUAGCAAGUUAUUAUAUGUGCAGCAAGAAUAACUAGCGAUAACGGUAUUCUGUGCACAUUACAUUAACUUGAUUCCACAAGAUGACAACCUGGGUACACAGUAUUGAAACUUAUUCCUCCAACUUGGUGAUAUUGUUUGAAAACGAUCUUAUUCAUCUUUGAUUUUGUGCACACAAGGUAUCAGCCUUUGGCCACGUAUAAGCCCUGCUUUGUAAAAUCUGGUUUGAUACAGAAAUUCAUGUAGCAGACUGCUAGAAAAUUGAGGUUAUUGAACUUGCUCCCCUGCCCCAUCAUGAAGUACUGCAGAGAGAACCUUUUGGAAAACUGGACUAACUGGCCUCAUCUGUUAUCUUGCCUUGUUAAAAACCUGGGGGACGUUUCCUCUCUGAUCAGGCCUGUUAUCACAGCUUCAUGUUUGGAUUUUGUAACCGACUGCUCCCCUGAAAUACCAAGAUGGCUCUAUCAGGAGGCCUUGUCCUUGGAUGCCUCGGGUUAAACAGUCACAGAGAAGAAGUGACUCCUCCUCCUCCUCCCCUCUGGAGCUUCAACUGAAUUUGAUCAGUCAACAACGGGGCUUGUCCUUCCUUCCUCCCAACCCCCCUUUUUUAACUCCCUCCACCAUUCUCACAGACAACCUUCAGCCAAGGUUACUUAUACAUCUGCUCUUAUCAGACUGCAGCUGUUGUCAUAAAUCUUACAAAGGCCUUCACCUCCCUGAUUCCUCCCCCUGCCCAUGACUUCAGGCAUACCUUCAGUAUUUGGCAUGAAGAAGAACUGCUGACUCUCAUUAUCCAAAUUUCCUCUGAAUUCAAGUGGGUUCAUAAAGGCUUUCUCUGUCAUGGUGCUGCUCAUUUAUUGUACACACACAGUUUUUACUUAAGAUCUCUCUAGCCUAACCCCUUCUCCUCCCCUUUACCUCCCCCUGCCCUCACAGAACAGCAAUAAUUACAGAUUAUUCAUUUCUUUUUCUAUAAAGAAGACUCCAGUUUGCAAAAUACAGAGUUUGGAGCUUAUAUAUUUUUCUCACUGUAGCUGAAGAAUGAUGGUAUCCUAUAAAUACUAUUAAAAAAAAGAAUAUGGUGCCAUGAAGAGUUAUAUAGACACAGAUUGACUUUUUUGGGUGGUUUGCUUGUUUGGCCACACCUGUCAUGAUACUCCUCAUCAUCCUGCUGCUGUAAAGAUUCAUGUAAAUGAAUGUAGUGGCCCCCUGUUUCAUGAGAAUUAUAACUUGAUGAAGAACAUCAGGUUGAAACUUGAAUUUUUGUGAAAUUGGUGAAGUGUGCCGUUGCUGUUGUUUUAGGUCUUCUCCCAGGACAGGAUGUACAUCACCCCCCACCCCACCUUUUUCAUGUAUCUUUAUUUACUCAUGACUGUUCUGUUUGGUUUCUUAAAGGCCUUCAGAAAAUUCCUGCCCUUGUUUGACCGGGUGCUGGUGGAGCGUUUCACUGCAGAGACGGUAACAAAGGGAGGCAUCAUGCUGCCAGAGAAGUCUCAAGGAAAAGUGCUGCAGGCCAUGGUGGUGGCAGUCGGACCUGGCUCUGUUAACCAGGUACAAACAAAUAGUAAAUCUAACAUUACACAGCUGUGAUGAAGAGUUCAGGGUUUUCAAGUUGCUCCAUUCUUUGUCAUUAAACGUAUUAUUAUUAUUUUUUUUUCUAGAAAGGAAAUCUGCAGCCCGUCAGUGUGAAGGUUGGAGAGAAGGUACUCCUACCAGAGUACGGUGGAACUAAAGUCAGUCUGGACGAUAAGGUAGAGUACAUUUAACUGCAUUUAAAACAGUAAAAACUUUUAAUUUUUGCCUUUCUUAACUGACCUUUUUCUCCUCUUUUCAUUGCUGUAGGAAUAUUUCCUGUUCCGUGAUGGAGAUAUCCUUGGUAAAUACGUCGAUUGAGCCUUUUUUGUCACCAUAGAAGUCCCAUCAUCCUCAGAGAGAAGAAAUUAUGUCGUCUCAUUCAUGUUUUUUUUUUCUAUGUUAUUUCAAUUGUAAAUAAUUCUAAUCACAUUUUGUUACGAUAAUAAAGGUGAACUGUUGGAUUUUUGUCUGUUUGUGUCAAACUAUGAAGCAAUCAAAAAUCCUGGGAGGGAAUUUGUAGCCACUCGUUUAGUCUUUUAGCUUUGUCAACCUAUUUUAUUUUUUGAAGUUUUAUUUAGUCUUUUGUGUUAUGUUUUGUGUUAAAUGAGAAUAUAAGUGUUUGGGAAUGUUUUAUUGCUCCCUCUGGAAAUUAAGUGAUGUAGAGAAGAAAAUUUUCAUAAAAUAUGAAUGAUUAAUUAAAAAACAAGGACUAA
Molecule: messenger RNA, 3786 nt
Organism: Xyrichtys novacula (pearly razorfish)
Lineage: Eukaryota; Metazoa; Chordata; Actinopteri; Labriformes; Labridae
Source: the annotation of a GenBank genome assembly